UGACUAAAUACAUGGUGGCUACUAAAUAAGGAGUGUGAGUAUACGUUGAAUAUAAUACAGGAGGAUUGUAUCGAGUCAAAUAGACAAAGCACAUUUAGUCAGUUGGUUUUUGCCUCUCGAUCGCAGUAGACAGCUCAACUUUUGUACAGCAAGAUGGCGGAUGACAAGAAGAAGGUUAAGAAGAAGAAGGUAAAGGAAGAGGGCGCAAGUUCCGCUGAAGCUACUUCUGAAGCUGCAUCCGAGACGGCAACUCCAGCAGCACCAGCCACCCCUGCCCCCGUCUCCACUGGAGGUUCCCAACGCGCUUCUUCCCGCGGAUCAAGGAAAUCCAAGCGCGCUGGAUCAAGCGUCUUCUCUGUUUUCUCCCAGAAACAGGUUGCCGAAUUCAAGGAGGCUUUCGCUCUUAUGGAUGCCGACAAGGAUGGUAUUAUUGGUAAGAAUGACCUCCGCGCCACCUUCGACGUUAUUGGCAAAUUGUCAAACGACAAGGAAUUGGAUUCCAUGCUUGCCGAAGCCCCAGGUCCAAUCAACUUCACCCAAUUGAUGUCCUUGUUCGCCAACCGUAUGGCUAGUGCAGGUGCCACCGAUGAUGAUGAGGUCGUCAUUGCGGCUUUCAAAACAUUCGACAGGAACGGGCUAAUCGAUGGUGAUAAAUUGCGCCAUGAUCUGAUGGCCUACGGCGAUAAGUUCACUGCCGACGAAGUUGAUGAUGCCUACGACCAAAUGGUGAUUGACGACAAGAACAUGAUUGAUACAGCCGCCCUCAUUGCCAUGCUUACCGGCAAGGACGAAGAGGAAGAAGAGGAGGCCGCAUAAGUGCUGGCACCCUCCUACGAAUAACAUCAACGCAAUGUUCCCAGAUCAAGAACAUCGCAAUCCGAACAACAGUAAUCACCAUCGCAUCAUUGUCAUUAUCUCCAUUCUUUAAAAGCAAAAGGGUAAUAAUUGCUCAUCUCUGGAUUAAAGUUCCAAUGAAAUAAAAAGUGAAAAAAGGAUUUUAUCGA
Hermetia illucens (black soldier fly) is the source of this 1004-nucleotide messenger RNA. It is a transcript of the gene Mlc2, whose product is annotated as myosin regulatory light chain 2. The record is from RefSeq and is a predicted model, not a curated record. The coding region runs from base 154 to 816 and encodes 220 amino acids. Gene Ontology annotation, cellular component: cytoplasm; myosin II complex. NCBI's taxonomy places the organism in Eukaryota, Metazoa, Arthropoda, Insecta, Diptera, Stratiomyidae. Gene Ontology annotation, biological process: locomotion; post-embryonic development. The transcript has 3 exons. Gene Ontology annotation, molecular function: calcium ion binding; myosin heavy chain binding.